CAAGAUAUUCAAUCAAGUGUAUGAUGUGGAAUGUAAUUUAAUAUGUGAAAAGAGCAGAAAAAUUACCAUCUGUUUUUUUGUUGCAAGAAAUGUUUUAUUAUUUAUGUCAUGAAUGUACAAUACUUUGAAAAUUAUGAAACUUUAAGUGAUUUCCUUGAUGUUAAAUUGUGAUUAAACACAAAAACAGUUUAGGUAAAGAUAAAAGAUGUUAACGGCCGCAGCAAAUUCAAUGUCGAAUAAUGGAGGGUCUUAUAGUAUCGAUAGACCUUCCAGUGCUGGAGAACCUGAAUUGGGCACUGAUCCUGCAUCUGGAGGCUUUUUCCACUCCGAUUACAAAAAACACGAUGACUUGAAACAAAUGCUUGACAGUAACAAGGAUGGAUUAAAAUUGGAAGCCAUGAAGCGAAUAAUUGGGAUGGUGGCGAAAGGAAGAGACGCCUCAGAUCUAUUUCCAGCAGUUGUGAAAAAUGUCGUAUCGAAAAAUAUCGAAGUAAAAAAAUUGGUGUACGUCUAUUUGGUACGUUAUGCUGAGGAUCAACAGGAUUUGGCACUCCUGUCAAUUUCGACAUUUCAAAGAGCUCUAAAGGAUCCUAAUCAGCUGAUAAGAGCAAGUGCCCUACGUGUUCUUUCGAGUAUUAGAGUUGCAAUGAUAGUUCCAAUAGUGAUGCUUGCAAUAAAGGAUUCAGCAAGUGAUAUGUCGCCGUAUGUUCGUAAGACAGCUGCUCACGCAAUUCCAAAACUAUAUUCCCUGGAUGCUGAGCAAAAGGAUGAAUUAAUUUGUGUGCUAGAGAAAUUAUUGUCCGAUAAAACAACGCUUGUUGUUGGUUCAGCGGUAAUGGCAUUCGAGGAAGUUUGUCCGGAAAGAAUUGAUUUGAUUCACAAGAAUUAUCGAAAGUUGUGCAAUUUACUGGUGGAUGUCGAUGAAUGGGGACAGAUUGUCAUUGUUAAUAUGUUGACAAGAUACGCGAGGACUCAAUUUGUAAAUCCGAAUAUAAACGAAAUUGAAGAGGAGGACGAACGUUCUUUUUACGAAUCCGACAGUGAUUCCUCAAGUUUAAAGAAACCCAAAUUUACUCUGGAUAUUGAUCAUCGUUUAUUAUUGAGAAAUACGAAACCCCUAUUGCAAAGUAGAAAUGCAUCGGUUGUUAUGUCAGUAGCUCAGUUGUAUCAUCAUGCGGCACCGAGGAGUGAAGUUAUUAUAGCAGCAAAAGCACUGAUAAGAUUACUUCGCAGUCAUCGAGAAGUGCAGAGUGUUGUUCUUCACUGCAUCGCUAGUAUAUCGAUAACUCGCAAGGGAAUGUUUGAACCUUUUCUAAAGUCAUUUUUCGUUCGAACGUCUGACCCGACACACAUCAAAUUAUUGAAAUUGGAUAUUCUGACUAAUUUAGCCACCGAAAUGAGUAUUGGCGUUAUUUUGAGGGAAUUUCAAACCUAUAUUUCAAGUAGUGAUAAGGAAUUUGUUGGUGCUAGCAUUCAGGCAAUUGGUAGAUGUGCAAGUAAUAUUAAAGGAGUCACAGACACUUGUCUCAACGGACUUGUUUCCUUGCUCAGUAACAGAGAUGAGGCCGUUGUAGCUGAAAGUGUGGUAGUGAUUAAAAAACUCCUCCAAACGCAACCGAAUGAGCAUAAAGAAAUUAUUGCCCACAUGGCGAAAUUAAUGGACUUCAUCACUGUUCCUCAGGCUCGUGCCUCUAUUUUAUGGUUACUUGGAGAAUAUUCUGAUCGAGUGCCAAAAAUUGCUCCCGAUGUUCUUAGAAAAAUGGCUAAGACCUUUAUUAACGAGCAGGACAUUGUCAAGUUACAGACCUUGAAUCUAGCUGUAAAAUUGUAUUUAAAUAAUCCAAGUCAGACGAAGACAUUCUGCCAAUACGUCUUCCAAUUGGCAAAGUAUGAUCAGAACUAUGAUAUUCGAGACAGAGCUCGUUUCCUUCGUUUCUUUAUAUUCGAGGAUGAGGAGGACGGUCAACCGAAACGACAACUACAAGAAUUGGCUCAAAAAAUAUUUUUAGCUACAAAACCAGCACCAACACUUACGUCCAGAUUUAAGGAAUCACAAUUUCAGUUGGGGACACUUUCGCAUUAUUUAGAUAUGCCUUGUUCUGGUUAUCAUUCAUUGCCACCGUUUCCCGAUGUAGCACCCGAUCCAUCAGUUCGUGACGUUGCCGAACCAUUACCACAAGAUAUUCUACCACUUGGGAAAAAGGAGAGAAAAGACAAAAAGAAGGAGGACUUUUAUUGUGAGAGCACACCGGAUGAAGAGUCCGAAGGAGAAAGUUCCGGAUCAUCGGGCGAAACAUCGGAUGACGAAACUGAUUCCAAUGAAUAUUCGUCAAUUUCCGAUAAAUCUGACGACGAGCAGGAGAAAAAGAAGAGUAGAAAGAACGCCGAAGAGUCGAGUAGCGAUAGCGAAAGUGAUGACGAUUCAGAAGAAGAGUCAUCAGACGAGGAAUCAGAGGAGAGUUCAGAAGAGAGUGUGACUGUGGAAAAGACUGUAGUGAAGGAAAAACCAGUGAAAGUUGAGAGUAAAGAGAAGCCUAAGAGUAAUCUAGACCUGCUUUUAGAUUUGGAUGAUGUGAUACCAAUGACACCAAUAAUGACACCAAGUUUAGGGGGUUUUUUAACGCCAAUCAAUCCAAUGGAUACAAAUGAAAUUCGCGAAGUCUCUGCUUCAUACAUUCCAAUGAAAAAAAUUGAGGUUUUGAAUAAAAUUAAUGGCCAUGGACUAAAACUCGACUAUCGAUUUACAAGAUCACAACAUUUAGUCAGUUCAGUUAUGGCUAGUAUUGAAUUUACAUUCACUAAUGAAAGUAAAGAUCCAAUUACCAACAUACAUAUUGGAAACAAGAAAUUAUCAUCAGGAAUGAUAGUCCAUGAUUUUACACCAAUUACUUUGAUUCAAGGAAAUUCCAAUUCCCUCACAACUGUGGGUAUAAAUUUUAACGAUUCGACACAACCGGCCACUUUUAAUAUUGACUUUAUGAAGAACGAUGAAAUUCUCUCUUGUCCAAUUAAUAUAAAAGCACCAAUUGGAGAAAUUUUACGAUCAGUUCUAUUGCCAGAAAGUGUAUUUAUUACUGAAAAGGAGAAAUUAAAGGGAAUGAAUGAACACAUGACGAAAGUUAAUUUUACCGGAAAUCGUAAAACAUUAUCGCAGAAGAUAUUUGAAGCAGCAAAUUUGGCUGUUGUGUCCAGUGAAGACAAUAUUAUUAGGUAUGCAGCUCACACUCUAACUUCCAAAUCUCUAGUUUUGGUGACAAUAAAAAUUAUAAACGACGAUUCAUUGGAAAUUUGUGUGAAUUGUGAAAAAAUGGUAAUUGGCUCGAUGCUGUUGAAUGAGCUUAAAAACAAUUUAAGGUAAAAAAAGAAAGGAAAGCAAAUAAUAAAAGAAGAAAAAAUAUAUUGACUGCAACAUAUUAUACUAUUAUUAUUAUUAUU
This is a messenger RNA of Leptopilina heterotoma, 3435 nucleotides long. RefSeq names its product AP-3 complex subunit beta-2 (gene rb). Gene Ontology annotation, cellular component: AP-3 adaptor complex; membrane coat. NCBI's taxonomy places the organism in Eukaryota, Metazoa, Arthropoda, Insecta, Hymenoptera, Figitidae. Gene Ontology annotation, biological process: vesicle-mediated transport; intracellular protein transport. The transcript has 10 exons. The record is from RefSeq and is a predicted model, not a curated record. The coding region runs from base 206 to 3358 and encodes 1050 amino acids.